AUGGCUAAGGCCUAUGAUCGUAUGGAGUGGUCGUUUUUGCGUGGCAUGUUGCUGGCCCUGGGUUUUGAUAAUAGAUGGGUUGAGUUGAUUAUGGUUUGUGUCACAACUGUAUCCUAUAGAAUUCUGGUAAAUGGUAAUCGCAGUGAACAGGUUCUCCCCACGCGAGGAUUGAGGCAAGGGGACCCUUUAUCCCCCUACUUGUUUAUUAUCUGUGCAGAAGAUGACAGUCUUUUGUUUUUCAAAGCUAAUAUACAGGAAGCUGGGGAAAUAAAAGAUUGUUUGUCAAGAUAUGAGAGUUUAUCUGGACAGAUGGCAUGGCGUUUUCUCACAAGGCUAGAAUCAUUGGUAGCUAGGAUAUACAAAGCCAGAUAUUACCCCAAACCCUCUUUUUCUGGGGCUUGUUUGGGAAAUAAUCCUAGCUACUGCUGGAGGAGUAUUAUGGCAGCUAAGGAUUUAAUUUGUAGUGGGGUCAGGCGCCGAAUUGGGAAUGGACAGGCAACAUUAAUAUGGGACCACCCAUGGCUCCAGGAUGACCAGGACCCAAUGAUACAUACUGAAAUGCCCCCUCAACUUGCAGGAGCAAAAGUGGUAGGAUUAAUUGAUCAGGACACGGGUCAAUGGGAUCACCCAAUCCUAACAGAUAUUUUCGUACAUACUGAUGUUGCUCGUAUCUUUAAAAUACCAGUCUCACCAGACUAUGAGGACAAAUGCCUCAAAAUCCCCCCAAAACGGAAGACAUUUCUAUGGAGAGCUUUAAGUGAUAUCUUGCCUACUACCACCAAUCUGAAUAUAAAGAGAGUGGGGAUUGACCCAACAUGUGCUAAGUGUGGUGUUGCUCAUGAGGAUAUUAUGCAUGCUUUGGUUACAUGUGUUUUUGCAAGUUCUAUAUGGUAUGAAUCCCACCUUCCAAUCCCCAUUAUUGUGACAAAUAUUUUUCAUUCUUGGUUUGAUGAAGUGAUGGAUAUUCUAGAUAUUAAUGGAAUUAUGUUCACGACAGCGAUUCUAUACUAUAUCUGGAAGGCCAGGAAUGGAGCCGUUUGGGAUGCCUAUCUACCCACUCCGAAGAAGUUAAUAGCGACGGCCAGGGGUGCUAUUCACGCAUGGCAACUUGUUCAUCAUGCCGGAACGACGCAACCUGCCGCACACCCGCCCAGUCCCGAUUUCGCACUGUCGCUGCAUGCCAAUCCCGCCAACGAUGCGCCAGCUGAGAUCCGAGAAUGCCACUUCGAUGCAGCGUAUCAUCCGACAACCAACAAGGCCUCGGCUGGGGCGGUAUUACGCGACGAGAAUGGGAGUUAUGUUACGGCUUUUAGUACUACAUUGCCGGACUGCUUCUCGCCUUUAAUGACAGAGGCCUAUGCGUGUAAGGAGGUUCUAUCAUGGCUCAGGGAUCGUGGACACCGGUGUGUACGCCUUUACACGGAUUGCCUGACUCUAAAGAAUUAUUUGUCGUCUAACAGUGGACCAGUUCGCUCUUAUGUUGGCUAUGCCAUAGAUAGUUGCAGGUCUAUUAUUACUUCGUUUGAUUACUGCUUUAUUAGCUUCGUACCUAGAUCAGAUAAUUUAGUAACUCAUACUUUAGCAUCUGCAGCUUUUGAUUACGCUACUGUUAUGUAUUGGGAUUAUAUCCCAUCUAACACUAUUUCAGCAUAUCUCUAA
Messenger RNA from Ipomoea nil (Japanese morning glory), 1659 nucleotides. RefSeq lists its product as uncharacterized. Bases 1 to 1659 code for a protein of 552 amino acids. Gene Ontology annotation, molecular function: RNA-DNA hybrid ribonuclease activity; nucleic acid binding. The record is from RefSeq and is a predicted model, not a curated record. The transcript has 4 exons. Lineage: Eukaryota; Viridiplantae; Streptophyta; Magnoliopsida; Solanales; Convolvulaceae.